GCCGAAACCAUGGCUUUCUUUAUGAAAACUAUGAUAAGUAACCAGGUAAAGAAUUUAGGAUUUGGUGGUGGGUCUGAAGAAAAAAAAGAAGAAGGAGGUACUUCUGAUCCUGCAGCAGCUCAAGGGAUGACUAGAGAGGAAUACGAGGAAUAUCAAAAGCAAAUGAUUGAGGAGAAGAUGGAAAGAGAUGCUGCAUUUACACAAAAAAAGGCAGAGAGGGCCUGCCUGAGAGUUCACCUCCGAGAAAAGUACAGACUCCCAAAGAGUGAAAUGGAUGACAACCAAAUCCAGAUGGCUGGAGAUGACGUGGAUUUGCCCGAAGACCUCCGGAAAAUGGUCGAUGAGGAUCAAGAAGAGGAAGAAGAUAAGGAUUCUAUUCUUGGGCAGUUACAGAAUCUUCAGAACAUGGACUUGGACACCAUAAAAGAGAAAGCACAGGCCACCUUCACGGAAAUCAAGCAGACGGCGGAGCAGAAGUGUUCUGUGAUGUGA
This is a messenger RNA of Pteropus alecto (black flying fox), 492 nucleotides long. RefSeq names its product complexin 4 (gene CPLX4). Bases 10 to 492 code for a protein of 160 amino acids. Gene Ontology annotation, biological process: neurotransmitter transport; synaptic vesicle exocytosis; regulation of neurotransmitter secretion. Gene Ontology annotation, molecular function: syntaxin binding. NCBI's taxonomy places the organism in Eukaryota, Metazoa, Chordata, Mammalia, Chiroptera, Pteropodidae. Gene Ontology annotation, cellular component: terminal bouton; SNARE complex. The transcript has 3 exons. The record is from RefSeq and is a predicted model, not a curated record.